AUGUCCCGAAUGGACCGCUGGCUUGGCGUUGACGACCAGCUUGUCAAAUACGCCACUUUUCCCAAGCGGCGAUCGUCAACCGUGUUCGCCUAUCUGGAGCUUCCUCAAGAAGGCGACUUCGAGAUUCCCGAGGCAAAGGAUGCAGCUAAGGGCUACGCGAACGCGGCCGCUCUCUUUUACCUGUGGCGCCCAGCCCCGAUGAUCAUCUUUGCGACGCAACGUUAUCGCGAAUGGAUUGACAUGUUCACAUACUCGAUCUCUGGACCGUCUCAACACAUCAAAAUCCACCGAUAUCGUUUCGACUUUUACGAUGCCCAAAUCGACAAAAAGGUGCGCGGCGCCAUCUCCGCCGUGAUGGAUGGGCCAGACCAGGCCCUUUCUUGA
Molecule: messenger RNA, 384 nt
Organism: Gaeumannomyces tritici R3-111a-1
Lineage: Eukaryota; Fungi; Ascomycota; Sordariomycetes; Magnaporthales; Magnaporthaceae
Exons: 2
Coding region: 1-384 (127 amino acids)
Source: RefSeq, a predicted model, not a curated record